This is a messenger RNA of Prunus armeniaca (apricot), 198 nucleotides long. NCBI's taxonomy places the organism in Eukaryota, Viridiplantae, Streptophyta, Magnoliopsida, Rosales, Rosaceae. The record is from the annotation of a GenBank genome assembly.
AUGGGCCUCUUCACCCAUUACCAAUUGGAGCAGCUAGAUUUUCCUGUGCUGUAUGCAUCUGCUAAGGAAGGUUGGGCUUCCACCACUUACACCAAAGAUCCACCUGCUGAUGCAAGAAAUAUGUCACGGCUGCUUGAUGCCAUUAUAAGUCAUGUUCCUCCACCAACAGCCAAUCUUGAGGCACCUUUCCUUUUUUGA